ACUACUACUACAAUACAUAGCUCCACAUCUGUUAAAAUGGAUACAAGUUUGCAUGAGUCUAGCCCCCAGCGAGGAGGCAGCCCAAACUCUGGGAUGAGCCCACAUUUAGGAAGCACCCCCAGUCCUGGAUCUCGAAGUCGACCUGAUUCAGGCGUUGGAUCAAGCCCAAUAAAUAAACCAACCAUAAAAGAUUGUACAACUGACAAGAAAGAGCAAAACAACAUAGAAGCAGAUCCCGGUAAGAAGAAAGAACAUGAAGAAAAGGUGAGAAAAGCCCGUGAGGAACAGGCCCAGGAGCGGGCGAGAAAACUCCGUGAAUUGCGCGAGGCACAAAAAGCUGCGAUGGAGUUUAGAGAUAAGCAGCAAACAGAACGAAGAAAGAAAAUCGAAGAGAUGAAACGUAGAGAUGACUCACGGCGACAAGCUGUUGAGGAGAGACGGAGGAAAGUUGAAAAGGAAGA
Owenia fusiformis is the source of this 461-nucleotide messenger RNA. The record is from the annotation of a GenBank genome assembly. NCBI's taxonomy places the organism in Eukaryota, Metazoa, Annelida, Polychaeta, Sabellida, Oweniidae.